AUGAGGAGAACUGUGUGCUUACUACUCUGCUUAGCCGCCUGCUGCAACGGCGGACCACUUGCUGGCCACCAGAAGAAGCAUAGACCUGCCUUGGCACGCGAGGAUAGCGUGACGCAGGAAAUGCAACAGGAAUCGUUAACAGCGCCAGCGGAAGUGCCAACGAACAGCGCAACAACUGCGGCUGCGGCUCCUUUAGGCACACUGACGUUACCAAGCAAUGCGACAUCGAUCAGAGCUGACAUAACGGAUAAUUUCUCGUGCGCCAACAAGUCGUAUGGCUACUAUGCUGAUGUGGAGAACGAUUGCCAGAUCUUCCAUGUCUGUCUGCCCGUGACCUAUGCCGAUGGCAAAGAGAACACCUUCCGUUGGAGUUUCAUCUGCCCCGAGGAAACCAUUUUCAGCCAGGAAUCCUUCACUUGCAUGCGUCGUGAGGACAUGACUAUUGAGUGUGAGGAUAGCUAUCGUUAUUAUGAGCUGAAUGGUAACUUUGGCGCGCCCAUAGAGGAGGAUAAAGAUAGCAACAUGAAACCAGCUGCAGCUGCGGCUCCUGCUUCCGCUUCUGAUAAUGAAGAGACUGCUGCAAUGCCAACUGCUGACAGUGAGGAACAGGACAUGGCCGAGCCUGUAGUCACUGCUGCGCCUGUAAAGGUGCAAAAACCCAAGCCUAAGCCAAAUCGCCGCAAGCCCGCUGUUACCUAUAAUAAGCCGCAACGAAGGGUGCCAGCUGUUGUUACCGCUGCUCCUAUUAUUGAGGCCGUUGAAGAAGUUGCGCCUGCUGUGGAGGUGGCACCCAUUGUGCAUCCAGUCAAGCUACUGAAGCCACAACGCUUUGGCCUGCGACCCAACAAAGAGAAGCCACAGAUUGUUAAGCCCACGGCCAUGCCCCAGCGUAAUGAACUCUUUAAUGCCAUACGCAAGCGUCCAGCUGUCUACAGCACCACGGCCAAGCCACAGCAAGAAGUGGAGCCCGCAGUGACUGAAGCCAUUGUACAGGCGCCACUUGAACUAAGUGAGCCACAGCCCACGUUGAAGUUGCAAACCUUAUUUGUGGAUGACACGUCCGCAGUUGAAAAGAAUGAAGAGCCAGCGGCUCAGGCUUCCGAACCAGUAGAAGCUAUAGUGUCAUUGGAAACUGAAAAACCAGCAGACACUGAGGUUAAGCAGCAGCAAGCAGAGACAAUUGAAACGGAAGUGCAGCCCAUCGAAGCUAUUGAAGAAAUGCCAGCUGUAAUCCUUGAGAGCUUAGAUCAACAGCCACAAGAGAUUGCAUCGCCAGUGGAGCAGCAGAGUGUCCAGCCAGCUGAAGCAGAAACUAUAAUCGCUGAGCCUGCCAUCAUUGAACCCUCCAGUUCUCAUGAAGAAGCGCUCAAUACCAUAGAGGAGAUGGAAGCAGCCAAACCAGCAGAUGCACCCGAAAGUCUGCCAGCCACGCCUGAGAUGACCCAGCCCAAUCCAAUUGUAGAGCAGAUGUUGGAUACGAAUAUUGAAACGCAAGAAUCGCUGGGCGGCUUUAAGCCUGUAGAUCCCGUCAUGGCUGCCGAGGCAGAGCAGCUGAUAAACGAUUUUCUAAACACGCUGCGCAAGCACGAGGAGGAGAAAUCCGAGACUGAUUUGGCCAAUGCUGCCAUGAACAUGGCCGAGACCAUAGAACAACAGCCACAGGAGCAGGCACAGAAUGCCGUGUCCAUUGAGGAAGCCAAGCUGCCAGAGCCUGAAAUCAUAGACACCAAUGCUUCAGUGGAGGAGCAAUCGAUGGAGGCUGAGCCCCAGCAGCAGCUAAAAGGCGACUCACCCAUUAUAAACAUUAUGCAGUUGAAUCAUUUGCCACAGGACUACCAGAUACCCGUGCAAGUAGUCAGCAUGCCGGAACCAGAGCGCGAGCCAUCGGUAGCUACAGAAAUUGUUAAGCAAACUGAGACUGAAGCUGAGUCCAAGCCUGAGGAAGUGCCUGUACAAGAGGAUGAUGCUGCACAACAGAAUCUCGCCGCUGCUGCUUAUAUGCCGCCCAUUAGCAUAGACGAUAUCGUAGAACUGGUCAAGGAGCGUUUGGAUCAAACGCCCAAAAAUGAAGAGCUUAAGCCCAUGGAGCUAGUGCUCACACCAGGAGAGCCCAUGACUUUAAUUGACAGCACUGCGGAGACCAAGCUGCCAGAAAAAGAUGUAGAAGCGGAGCUAGAGACAGCUGCUGUCGUGGAAGCUGGACCAGCUCAAGAGGAUGUCAUAGUGCCCAUUUAUAAGCGCGUUACCGAUGCCGAGCCUGUCAUGUCUCAAGUGCAAACAGCACCUGUCACCGCCAACAAAGUGGAGGAGCCAGCGGAGCAAGUGGGUGAAACCAAGUCCAAGUCACUCAUGGAUGCGCGCAAGCGCCGCUUUCUCUUUCGCGCCGAUGCCAGCUAGAGCAUUCUCGCGCAACGCCUAUCAGGCUAAACAACUACCACCCGCCCAUGUCCAGGCUGCUGCAGCUGUUUCCCAAAACUCAUUUGUAACUAGGCAAAAACUUUAAUGCAUACAUUUUGAUUUACUAGUUUUUAUGGCCAUUAUAAUAAU
Messenger RNA from Drosophila busckii, 2547 nucleotides. Its product is annotated as calphotin. The transcript has 3 exons. Gene Ontology annotation, molecular function: chitin binding. The record is from RefSeq and is a predicted model, not a curated record. Gene Ontology annotation, cellular component: extracellular region. Lineage: Eukaryota; Metazoa; Arthropoda; Insecta; Diptera; Drosophilidae. Bases 1 to 2397 code for a protein of 798 amino acids.